CUGGACUCUUCCGGUGCCCUGCUUGUGCCCUCUGCUCCAGCUUUGCUCUCUGCUCAGCUUCGGUCCUCCUCGCAUUCCAAUCCUCCUCCACCCCCUUCUCUCCCCCCUCCCCUCCUCUCCUCUCCUCUCAUCCCUUUCCCUCCUUCGUUUACGAUUGGGUCCUGCGAGGCCGACAACCAACCGCGAGACCCUCCCCCCGUGCCAAGAUCCACCCCCAUCCAACCCCCCAAUUCCAUCCCUCCGUCUGUCCUGCUGUCGACCGGUGCUGGAUGAGUCCCGACUCCGCUUCCUCAAAUGCACAGACGCUCGUCUGGCUCUCCGGUCGCGGACGACUCUGAAGAUUCUCCGGCACGCUCCUCGGACGAUCAUGGGAACGGCCACGGCCCCGGCAAUGCUAUCGAUUCUUCCAACGAUAAAUCGCGGUCGCAGAUAGCCCGUCACGGCACCAGUUUCGAUCUUCGCCGUGAUAACGGCCGUUCCACGCCGCGCUCGCGGAACUCCAGCCUGUGGCGCACUCCGUCUGCUCAAGCUUCCAACGAUACCAAAACCAUGCCAUUGGGCUCGCCGAGGUUGCCUAUGGAGGCGCCGUCUCCCGAUGGUCGCCGCGCGCGUCAAUCUAGUCUGCGCAGUCCGUGGUCCUGCUCUAUCCUGACGGCGUUGACGACUUUCUUCGCCGUCGCGUUCUUGUUCUCGACUGUGCGCUCGUUCGCUAGUCGUCAGGUCGGCGGAGAUGGAUGCGGUGUACCCAUGAUGAGCCCGACAUUCAUUCGGAUGCUAGAGUUCGACACGGAGCACACGCGGUUCGCGAGCAAAUACAACCUGUUUCUAUAUCGCGAGGAAGGCGUGGAUCCAUACACGCAGGAUAAUAUCGGGUUGAACGGUGUCCCCGUACUAUUUCUCCCCGGAAAUGCUGGCAGCUACCGGCAGGUCCGGUCUCUAGCAGCGGAGGCCUCCCGGCACUACUACGAUGUGGUUCGACACGAUGAAGAGCGACACGCCGCUGGAACACGUAGUCUGGACUUUUUCAUGGUGGAUUUCAACGAGGAUAUGGCGGCCUUCCAUGGACAGACCUUGCUGGAUCAGGCAGAAUACGUGAAUGAGGCAAUCUCGUACAUUCUAUCGCUAUACCACGACCCUCGCCGAACUCGCCGGGAUCCCGUUCUUCCCGACCCGAGCGCGGUGAUCCUGAUCGGUCACUCUAUGGGCGGCAUUGUGGCUCGAACUGCCCUCACCAUGUCGAAUUACCAGGCGAACUCGGUGAAUACGAUAAUCACCAUGUCGGCACCGCAUGCGAAACCGCCCGUCUCUUUCGACUCGGAUAUCGUUCAUACAUAUAAGCAGAUCAACGACUACUGGCGGGAGGCGUACUCGCAAACUUGGGCUAACAACAACCCUCUCUGGCAUCUCACCCUGAUUUCGAUUGCGGGUGGUGCACGUGACACCGUGGUUCCGUCUGAUUAUACCAGUAUCUCGUCUCUGGUUCCAGAGACGCACGGGUUCACCGUGUUUACUUCGUCCAUACCGAAUGUGUGGAUCGGUAUGGACCACCUGUCAAUCACCUGGUGUGAUCAAUUCCGGAAGGCGAUCAUCAAGUCGCUAUUCGAUAUCAUCGAUGCGCGGCGCCCAUCUCAGACUAAGCCGAGAGCAGACCGUAUGCAGUCUCUCAAGCGGUGGUAUUUGACUGGGUUGGAGUCGGUCUCUGAGCGGACGCUUUCCCAAAAGGAGCCGAAUACUCUGUUGACCCUCGAAGAUAAUGCCAACACCAUUCUUGCGCAAGGCCAGCGGCUAGUUCUCCGCGAGCUUGGGCGGCAGCAUGGUCCUGAUGUACGCCUGUUGCCUAUCCCACCGCAGGGUGUUUCGGGUAAGAAGUUUACACUUCUCACGGAUCAGUCACUUGAUAAGCAGGGCAACAUCGAGGUGCUCUUCUGCAGCGUGUUCCCGUUGAACAAUGGCCGGUCAGCCAUCUUCUCUAUGAAUUUGGAUUUCUCCGGUGGCACCGUGGGCUCGACGCGGUUGGCUUGUAAGAGCGCCGCCGAGGAUGUCAUUUAUCUGCCAUCCUCGACACGGACAUCGAAGAACGCGUACGACCGCGUUCCUCCGUUCUCUUACCUUCAGUAUGAUCUGGAGAACCUGGCUGAACAUCAAUUCGUGGCGGUCGUGGACAAGGCCAAUGUUCCCACUCCGGGCUUCUUGGUAGCCGAGUUCUCCGACAGCUCCGAUUCCAUGAUCCGGGCCAAGGUUGGCCUGGGCAGUCUACUGAGUGCCGGGCUCAAGAUGCGCUUGCCCGCCAAUCGACCCAUGCUCACGGAAGUGAACAUCCCAGCUCUGCAUUCCAGUCUUCUCAACUACAAGCUGAAAAUUACGAGGCAUCCACAGAGAGAUGAGCUCUUUGCUCCGCUGCUACGCCAGUCCAUUCCGGAUCCGCACGAGUCCAAGUUCUUUGUAAACGUCAACGAUGUCCAUGUCAAUUUGCAUGGCGUUGCACCAUACAUGCCAUCCCCCGUGCGUGAAUCGGCGUCCGCUGGUGGUGUGUCCUUCCAGCUUUGGACUGACCCCAGCCCCGGCGAGACCGUUGAUAUCUCGUUGAAGAUUGAUCUCAUUGGCAGUCUGGGUGAGUUGGUGAUGCGGUAUCGUACCGUCUUUGCUGCAUUCCCGCUCCUUGUCGUGGCGCUCGUGCUUCGCAAGCAGUUCCAGGUCUACGACCAGACAGGGUACUUUAUUCCCUUCACGGAUGGUCUUGACCGGGCUUUGCGGUCCUCUCUGCCGCUUUUGUUAGUGGCUAUGUCUCUUCUUGCUUCUUCCCUGGCCACCACCAAGGCCCUGCCUCAAUCCGACGACCCCUUCCACUGGCGGACCAACUCUACCGAGACGCCGCUUGACUUUACAAAGAACGACCUUUUGCUUGGCUCUCAGGAUGCUUUCUUCUGGUUCCUAGUCCCGAUCUUUGGUCUCAUCAGCGUCGGUGUUUGCGUUCUGGUCAACUAUGUUGCCCUUGUCCUCGUGAAUAUCUUCUCCCUGGUCUACGGUGCGAUCAACAGCAAGUCGGGCUACAUUCGUCGCGAGGACAGAGGCAAUCUGCCCAUCUUCAGCGCUCCCACCCCGCGCCGUCGCGUUAUUCAUACCGCGAUUCUGCUUCUUCUCGUCUCGACCAUCAUCCCUUACCAGUUCGCCUACUUGGUCGCCUGCAUCGUGCAACUUGCAACCACCGUACGAAGCCAAUGGCACGCCAAGGAAACCAGAUCAACGUCCCACCUCAACUUCAGCAACUAUGCUCACUCCAUUUUUAUUCUGAUGCUCUGGAUCCUGCCAAUCAACGUACUCGUCCUCCUCGUCUGGGCACACAACUUAGUUGUACACUGGUUCAUGCCAUUCUCCUCGCACCACAACGUCCUCUCCAUAAUGCCUUUCCUCCUACUCGUCGAAACCAUGACUUCCGGCGCUAUGAUCCCUCGAAUCACCACCCGCUUCCGCCACGUAACCUCCAUGCUCUUCUUCGCGAUCGCCAUAUACUCCGCUGUCUACGGUGUCACCUACGCUUACUUGCUGCACCAUCUGGCCAAUUUGCUGGCUGCAUGGUUUGUCGGCAUUUAUCUCGUGGGCAGUGGAUUUUCGCCGCGGAGGUUGUGGCGGAUUAUCGAUGGUGAUGAAUUGCCGGAGGAUGGCGGCAGACAUGUUAAGAAGAAGCCAUGAGUUUCGUUGAUAUGCAUUGUUUUAUUGUUUGGAAUCAAUUAUGUUUUUUUUUUCUUUUUACUUGAGUUUGUUUUGAUCUCUUUUGUUGGAUGUCCGGGUUUUGAUGUUGCGCAUCGGAAUGGAGUUUGAGCGUUUUCUUUCCCCCUGUGUGGUUUUUUUCUUUUCCCUUUGGUUCUUUUCUUUGAUUGUACAGAUCUGAUCGAUCCGUCCUCAAUACUCAUCUUUCCUUUUUGAACAUCAUACACUCCGCUACUUAAUGGUCACAGUUCACGGGCUACAGACUCCUGUUUGGAAGAGUCGUUCUCUUUCCUUUCCUAUACUGCGGCUUCUUUGACUGAUCAUCUUUCUUUCCCUACAUGUUCGGCAGAGGUCUCGUGUAUAUACCUCGAGCGAUGCCAUUCUCCCCUGUUAUAAAUUUCAAUCUUUCGCGUUCUCUUGUUCCAUGCACCCUGGACAUAGAAUUUUCCGUUUUCACACUCUCUCUUUCUCUUGGGACGGGGGCUGUUUUGGUGCUUUGUCUACUUGAUAUGGGUUGGACUUGAAAUGUGGGUGUGCAUUUGAGGCGUUGUACUAUUGAUAGAUUUACUAUUUCGAAUACUACUAAUUACAUGAAUA
Penicillium brasilianum is the source of this 4305-nucleotide messenger RNA. The record is from the annotation of a GenBank genome assembly. Lineage: Eukaryota; Fungi; Ascomycota; Eurotiomycetes; Eurotiales; Aspergillaceae.